GGCGGCGGCCCCGGCCGCGGCGGUUGUGUCGGUUGGCGGCACCGAUGGACGGUUGGUAGCAGCCGCCGAGGACGAGGCGGCGGCGGAAGAUGGUGCCGGGAGCCGCGGGCCCUGCUGCUGCCGCCGGAGGAGGAGGAGGCUCUGCCCGUAAUCGUUAUCAGAGUGAGGUAUAAGCUCACAGAAUCCAGAGAAAUCAUCAUGAAGUUGUAUGUAUUUCUGGUGAACACUGGAACCACCCUGACAUUUGACACUGAACUUACAGUGCAAACUGUGGCAGACCUGAAGCACGCCGUCCACAGCAAGUACAAGAUCGCUGUUCAGCACCAGGUGCUGGUGGUCAACGGGGGAGAGUGCAUGGCCGCGGACCGGAGAGUGUGCACCUACAGCGCCGGGACGGACACAAAUCCAAUUUUUCUUUUUAACAAGGAAAUGAUCUUAUCUGAACGUCUACCUGCUAUUCCUAAAACUACCUUUUCAACAGAAAAUGACAUGGAAAUAAAAGUUGAAGAGUCCCUUAUGAUGCCUGCAGUUUUUCACACUGUUGCUUCAAGGACACAACUUGCAGUGGAAAUGUAUGAAGUUGCCAAGAAGCUUUGCUCUUUCUGUGAAGGUCUGGUCCACGAUGAACAUCUUCAGCACCAGGGCUGGGCUGCCAUCAUGGCCAAUCUGGAGGAUUGUUCAAAUUCCUACCAAAAGCUGCUUUUCAAGUUUGAAAGUAUUUAUUCGAAUUAUCUGCAAUCCGUAGAGGACAUCAAGUUAAAACUUACUCAUUUAGGAACUGCGGUUUCAGUCAUGGCCAAGAUUCCACUGUUGGAGUGCCUAACCAGACAUAGUUACAGGGAAUGUUUGGGAAGACUGGAUUCCUUGCCUGAACGUGAAGGCUCAGAAAAGGCCGAGAUGAAAACCUCCACUGAACUGGUGCUCUCUCCCGAUACGCCUGCAACAAUGAACAAACCCUCCUUAACCUCAUUUCACAAGUCCGUGGAACAUGUAGCCCCAGACACCACAGAUGCUGAAAGUGGAAAAGAAAUGAGGGAACCUUGUCCAAGUCCUGCCCAGCAGGACGAAGCUGCAGUAGAUGCUAAAGACGGUGACCUGCCCGUUUUUAAUGUUUCUUUGUUAGACUGGAUCAACGUGCAGGAUAGGCCUAAUGACGUGGAAUCCCUGGUCAGGAGGUGCUUUGACUCCAUGAGCAGGCUUGAUCCACGGAUCAUCCGACCCUUUAUAGGAGAAUGCCGUCAGACUAUUGCCAAUCUCGAUAAUCAGAACAUGAAGGCCAUCAAGGGGCUGGAGGACCGGCUGUACGCCCUGGACCAGAUGAUCGCCAGCUGCGGCCGACUCGUCAACGAGCAGAAAGAACUCGCUCAGGGAUUUUUAGCUAAUCAGAUGAGAGCUGAAAACUUGAAGGAUGCGUCUGUGUUACCUGAUUUGUGCCUGAGUCAUGCAAAUCAGUUGAUGAUUAUGUUGCAAAAUCAUAGAAAACUGUUGGAUAUUAAACAGAAGUGCACCACUGCCAAACAAGAACUAGCAAAUAACCUUCAUGUCAGACUGAAGUGGUGUUGCUUUGUGAUGCUUCAUGCUGAUCAGGAUGGAGAGAAGUUGCAGGCUUUGCUCCGCCUCGUUAUAGAACUCUUAGAGAGAGUCAAGAUCGUUGAAGCUCUGAGUACAGUUCCUCAGAUGUACUGCUUAGCUGCUGUUGAGGUUGUCAGGAGAAAAAUGUUCAUAAAACACUACAGGGAGUGGGCUGGUGCUUUAGUCAAAGACGGAAAGCGAUUAUAUGAGGCUGAAAAGUCAAAAAGGGAAUCCUUUGGGAAAUUAUUUAGGAAGUCCUUUUUAAGAAAUCGUCUGUUUAGGGGAUUGGACUCCUGGCCCCCAUCCUUUUGUACACAGAAGCCUCGAAAGUUUGACUGUGAACUUCCAGAUAUUUCAUUAAAAGAUUUACAGUUUCUGCAAUCACUUUGUCCUUCCGAAGUUCAGCCAUUCCUCAGGGUGCCCUUACUUUGUGACUUUGACCCUCUACACCAGCAUGUACUUGCUCUACAUAAUUUGGUAAAAGCAGCACAAAGUUUGGAUGAAAUGUCACAGACCAUUACAGACCUACUGAGUGAACAAAAGGCGUCCGCGAGUCAGACCUCCCCACAGGCGGCUUCCUCACCCCGGAUAGAAAGCACGACAGGAAUCACAGCUACUACCUCACCCAGAACACCCCCUCCACUCACCGUGCGGGGCCCCUUGUGUCCUGCAGUCUGUCCCUUAGAGGAGUUGUCUCCGGAUAGCAUUGAUGCACAUACGUUUGAUUUUGAAACUAUCCCCCACCCAAGCAUAGGACAGAGUCUUCACCAGGCCUCGCUAGACUUGGAUUCAUUAGCAGAAAGUCCUGAGUCAGAUUUCAUGUCUGCAGUGAAUGAGUUUGUCAUAGAGGAAAACUUGUCAUCUCCCAAUCCUGUCAGUGACCCACAGAGUCCAGAGAUGAUGGUGGAAUCCCUUUACUCCUCAGUCAUCAAUGCCAUCGACAGCAGGCGAAUGCAGGACACGAGUGCCCGAGGUCAGGAGCACUCGGGCCACCACGCGUCUCUCAGCGUCCAGUUGGAGAAGUGCCGUGUCACUGCCCAUGACUCGCACCUCAGUGUACAAACCAUAAAGGAGGACCUUUGCCACUUCCGAACGUUUGUGCAGAAGGAACAGUGUGACUUCUCAAAUUCUUUAAAGUGUACAGCAGUAGAAAUAAGAAACAUUAUUGAAAAAGUAAAAUGCUCUUUGGAAAUAACACUAAAUGAAAGACACCAAAAAGAACUACAGUCUUUAAAAAGUGAAUAUGAGGGCAAACUUGCGGCGCUAGUAAAAGAGAGUGAAGAAAAUGAAAACAAAAUCACAAAGCUGAAAGGAGACUUGGUGUGCCUUGAGGAGGUUUUACAAAAUAAAGAUAACGAAUUUGCUUUGGUUAAACGUGAGAAAGAAGCUGUCAUCUGCCUGCAGAAGGAAAAGGAUCAGAAGUUGUUAGAGAUGGAAAGUAUAAUGCACACACAACACUGUGAGAUUGAAGAACUGAAGCAGUCACGAGAGACCGUGCUGGAAGACUUAAAGAAGCUCCGCGUGGAGAACGAUGAGAAGCUCCAGCUGUUGAGGGCGGAGCUCCAGUGCCUGGAGCAGGGCCAUCUGAAGGACUUAGAGGACACUCUGCAGGUCAGGCACACUCAGGAGCUCAAGAAGGUCAUGACCGGCCACGAGGUCUGUUUGGAGAAAUUAGAAAAGGAAAAUCAACAAAGAAUCGAGCAGAUGCAAGAUUCUCAUGCCACGGCCAUCCAGGAAAAAGAACAGCAGCUCCAGGAAUUAAAACUCAAGGUUUCUGAUUUGUCGGACAUGAGAUGUAAGUUAGAGGUUGAACUUGCCCUGAAGGAAGCAGAAACGGACGAAAUAAAAAUUUUACUGGAAGAAAGCAGAGCCCAGCAGAAGGAGACCUUAAAAUCUCUUGUCGAGCAAGAGACAGAACAUUUGAGAACAGAGAUAAGUAAACUAAACCAAAAGAUUCAAGAUGAUAAUGAAAAUUAUCAGGUGGGCUUGGCCGAACUAAGAACUUUAAUGACAAUUGAAAAAGAUCAGUGCAUUUCAGAGUUAAUUAGUAGACAUGAAGAAGAAUCUGAUAUGCUUAGAGCCGAAUUAAACAAAGUGACAUCAUUGCAUCACCAAGCAUUUGAAGUAGAAAAAGGCCUGAAAGAAGAAUUGGCUGAACUGCAGAGUAAACUGGACUCAGAAUUGAGUGCUCUUGAGAAACAAAAAGAUGAGAAAAUCACCCAGCAAGAAGAGAAAUACGAAGCUAUUUUCCAGAAACUUGAAAAAGACAAAGAGGAAUGUGUCACGAGGCACGAACAGGACCGAGAACAGCUGAUUCAGAGGCUUAAGUGUGAAAAAGAGGCAGCUAUUGAGACUGCCCGUAAAGAAAUGAACUUGGAAAGAGAAGCUGUUGAGAAGGAGUUGUUAGAAAAAAUUAAACAUCUUGAGAGUCAAAUAGCAAAAAGUCAUACCAUUGAAUCUACCAAAGAAGAUUCUUCAAGCCUCGUCGCUGAACUUCAAGAAAAGCUCCAGGAAGAAAAAGCUAAGUUUCUAGAACAACUUGAAGAGCAGGAGAAAAGAAAAAACGAAGAAAUGCAGAAUGUGCGAACAUCUUUGAUUGCUGAACAACAGACCAAUUUUAAUACUGUUUUAACAAGAGAGAAAAUGAGAAAAGAGAACAUAAUCAGUGAUCUCAGUGACAAGCUGAAAAGCACGAUGCAGCAGCAAGAGCGGGACAAAGAUUUGAUCGAGUCCCUGUCCGAGGACCGCGCGCGCUUGCUGGAGGAGAAGAAGAGGCUGGAGGAGGAGGUCAGCCGGCUGCGGGGCGGCGGGCCUGUCCCCUCCCCGGGGGUGGCCGCCUCCCCCGAGCUGUAUGGGGCCUGUGCGCCCGAGCCCCCGGCGGAGGCCCCGGAUGCCCUCGGCGAAGGCAGGCUGGACUCAGCGCUGGAGACCAGCAUGAUGUCUGUCCGAGAAAACGUCCACAUGCUCUCUGAAGAAAGGCAGAGGAUAAUGCUGUUGGAACGAACACUACAGUUGAAAGAAGAAGAAAACAAGCGGUUGAAUCAGAGACUGAUGUCUCAGAGCAUGUCCUCCGUAUCCUCAAGGCAUUCGGAAAAGAUAGCUAUUAGAGAUUUUCAGGUGGGAGAUCUGGUCCUCAUCAUCCUGGACGAACGCCAUGACAAUUACGUGCUCUUCACCGUGAGUCCCACCUUGUACUUCCUGCACUCGGAGUCGCUGCCUGCCCUGGACCUCAAACCAGGUGAGGGGGCCUCAGGUGCAUCUCGAAGACCAUGGGUCCUUGGAAAAGUGAUGGAGAAGGAGUACUGUCAGGCCAAAAAGGAGUAGAGGUAGAUGGCCAACAAGCUAUCAACAUAUCCAGGAAAACUACAACAAGUUUCUGUUCUGAGUAUUAAAUUACUAGUGUUUUCAUGUGCAAAGAAGGAACACAGCAUAACUGGUGAUUAAUCUGUUUGUAGGUAGAGCUGAUGUUUCCUUACUUUUAUAAUGCUACCCCCACUGAAGAAAGAUACUGUGAGAUAUUGAUGGCUCAGAGUGCACCUGACUGAUGUCGGCAGUGUCAGUGCUGUAGAGUCAGAGAGAUCCAGUGAGCAGUCUUCCUAGCUCGUUUGUGGACCCCGUGCACCGAAACAGCAAUAGAACUUGACCUGUGUGUUGUUGAGGUUUCUUUGAUGUUUAAAAUAAUAACAUAUGGCUCACUUUGUACUGUAUUAUUUAGCAGUGAUUACCGACCCUGCCGUCAGUAUUAGUGGCUCGUCUGUUAUAUGCUCACCUGGUGAGGGGCGGAUCUGUGUCCUUUGAUAAAGACACCCCUCUCCCCACAAUGAUCGAGCAUUGCACAGUGUGGUAGGAUGGUACCUCUGUAAUUUGGUUUAAUCACCCUUUUCUUUCUG
This is a messenger RNA of Balaenoptera musculus (blue whale), 5462 nucleotides long. It is a transcript of the gene RB1CC1, whose product is annotated as RB1 inducible coiled-coil 1. Gene Ontology annotation, cellular component: phagophore assembly site membrane; extrinsic component of membrane; Atg1/ULK1 kinase complex. The record is from RefSeq and is a predicted model, not a curated record. Gene Ontology annotation, molecular function: molecular adaptor activity; protein kinase binding. The transcript has 23 exons. The coding region runs from base 199 to 4896 and encodes 1565 amino acids. NCBI's taxonomy places the organism in Eukaryota, Metazoa, Chordata, Mammalia, Artiodactyla, Balaenopteridae. Gene Ontology annotation, biological process: reticulophagy; positive regulation of protein phosphorylation; autophagy of peroxisome.